Molecule: messenger RNA, 6942 nt
Organism: Crotalus tigris (Tiger rattlesnake)
Lineage: Eukaryota; Metazoa; Chordata; Lepidosauria; Squamata; Viperidae
Gene: ADGRG6
Product: adhesion G protein-coupled receptor G6
Exons: 25
Coding region: 473-4222 (1249 amino acids)
Biological process (GO): heart trabecula formation; adenylate cyclase-activating G protein-coupled receptor signaling pathway; myelination in peripheral nervous system
Cellular component (GO): membrane
Molecular function (GO): laminin binding; G protein-coupled receptor activity
Source: RefSeq, a predicted model, not a curated record
CAGAACCGCGCGGGGGACUCUCUCUUCGGGCGCGGGGCCACGUGGAAACCCCAAACAGCGCAGGUUUUUCGGUUCUCCGACCUUGCGCAGGAAGCGUCCGAGUAGGCGGGAACGGGAGGGGGGGGGCUGAGUCGCGAAAACCCCUUUCGAGGUUGCGUGGCUUCUGCUCUGCCAGAAAGGCGCAGGAGAAAUUGCUGCGGUGGCCACCGUUACCGCCUAGCCGAGUUUGUCUCGAAGUUUUGAAGAGGUUUCGGAGAGGGAGGAGCCAAGAGACCCAGCGCCUUUCUCGCCUUCGUUCGGGUCCCAGAUUUUUGCGCGUCGAAACGAAGGUGGCGGAACGAAGGGCGAUGGACUUUCCCUCGUGAACUUUUCUGCCAGCCCGACGCUAGACGAGGACCACAAGGAAACCGAGAAAGGGGAAAAAGAAGAAUCCCGCCCUAGAGGAUGCUAACUGAAACCAAGUAAUGACAACAUGAUGUCAUAUGAGAUUCAGAUGUGGUGCUGUCAGUGGAAAAAGAAGUCACAUUUAUUUUUUCUAUUCAUACUCAGUCUUCUGUGCAUAAAGAUUUCAGCUCAAGAAUGCUCAGAGUGUCGUAUGGUGCUCUCGAAUCCCACAGGAAUUUUUACCUCUCCUUGCUUCCCCAAUAAUUAUCCCAACAAUCAAGCAUGCAAAUGGACCAUCAGGGCUCCUUCUGGAUACAUCAUCCAGAUAAUAUUUGUUGAUUUUGAUAUUGAAGAAGCUUCUGGUUGCACAUAUGAUCAUGUAACUUUGGACACUGGAGACAAAAGAGAUUCCUAUUGUGGUAUGACUGCCAAAGGUUUAUCAUUUAACUCAUCUAGGAAUGAAAUGAUUAUAUCUUUUACAAGUGACUUUAGCAUUCAGAGAAAAGGCUUCAAUGCCACUUAUACCCGAAUUGCUGUAUCUUUGAAGAAUCAAAAGGUUGCCAUUCCGCAAUUUCUAGAUUCUGAUUCUGUGUCUCUGGCAAAUUCUAUUCAAGUCCCAGAACUUAAUCAGUUCACCCUAUGCUUUGAAGCAAGAGCAAACAACAGUAAUAACUAUGAAUGGAAGGCUUUCUCCUAUGGUGAUUCCUCUGUGGAAUUCUUCAGCUUUGGAAAAACAAAACAGGGGUAUUUCAUUUUUAUCUCAGACUCAAAGUGUUUUUUAAAUGAUGCCCUUGACAUAGGUCCAAAUGAGGACAUUUUCAUAGAAACAUUUGAAGAGCUUUGCAUUGUAUGGGAUAGCUCAUUAGGCAUAGUAGGUGUAAAUGUCCAAGAGACGUAUAAAACAGUCUCUUGUUUAGAUACUUAUGGAAAAGUAAUUCCUGGUAAUGGAAAGUUGGUUCUGAGUUCUGACAAAGAAGACAUAAGCCCUCUACCUGGAGAUAUGUACAACUUCCGGCUUUGGAAUUUUACAAUGAAUUCCCAAUCACUUUUCAACCUCACCUGUGAUGAGAAAGGUAACAUUAUUGAUUGGGAAAAUGAUUUCUGGAGCAUUCCAGCAACAUUUCUAAAAGCGGAGAACAACUUGAGUUGUGGCUCAUAUCUUGUCCCCUUGCCGACAGUUGAACCAACUAGCUGUGCCACUAUAGGAAGCCUUUGUCGAGCUACUGUAAGUGCAACCACUCCAUCACCCACCAUUACCACUAACAUGCCUGAUACUAACAGAACCGAUAAAAUAACGGAUGGUAGAUUAUACUACAGAAUAGACUUUACUGUCUAUAAAAUCAAAGAAGAUACAGAGCCAAACAUUCAGAAUGUAAUUACAGAAUGGUUAAUUCAGACCAUGGGGAAUUGGAAUUACAAUGUAUGUGUGGUGGAUGUAAGUGUUGAACCAAGUUCAAUAAAAACCGCCUCAAGAGGAAAGAGAAGUAUUGAUCAAAGUUUUGAGGUCCGUGCUCUUUUAGCUUACAAUUCUACCGACAAUGUAAAUUUAGAAGAACAAACCAUUAGGAAGAAACUUGAAAACAGCAAUAUCACAGACAACUUGAAACUCCAUGACGUGAAAGUUCAUUCAAUAGAAAACUGUGAGGCUCAGGAACAGCCUCUAAAUUACUUUUGGAAAGAAACCGGGCCAGAAGAGACUGCCACCACUAACUGCUAUGACAGCUCUACCCAGAUUGCAUCACGAACAUGUUUUCUAAACCUGAAAAAUUAUACAUCUCAUUGGGGUAUUCCUGAUCUUAGAAACUGCACAGAAAAUGCUGCUGACAUAGCCAAUCAGCUACUAAAUCUUACAGGAGAAGGGCAGCAGUUGACUUCAGACAAAGUCAAUGAUGUGAUCCAGAAACUAAAAAAAAUUGUGAAUGAUGAAGAAAUUAAUGAAUCUUUGGGUUCUACUGUGAUGACAAUAUUUUCUAAUAUUUUAACUAGUUCUGAUAAUGUAUUGGCUGCAUCAUCUUCCGAAGCUAUAAAAACAAUUGAUGCCUUGGCAUUGAAGAUUCAGUUUACAGGUCCCUCCAUGAACAUUUCAACCCGAAACUUAGCACUUGGAGUUUCAUCCUUGAAUUCAUCUUUAUUCAAUGGCUUUUCCUUCAGUGUUAGUCCCCAGAACAAUGCUUCAGAUUUUCAGAUUGAUUUUCAUCAAUACCAAGAAAAUUCUCUUGCUACUGUUUCUUUGCCUCCAAGUUUGCUAAAUAAUUUAAGUCAAGAAGAUCUUGAAGCAAUAUCCAGGGCUCAAUUCACUUUUUUCAAUAAAAAUGGACUCUUCCAGGAUCCAGAGGCUCCUUCCAAUUUAACCAGUUACGUGGUAGCAUGCAGUGUGGGGAAUACUACUAUCCGUGAUCUCAAGGAGGCUGUGAAAAUUACAAUCAAGCAUACAUUCAAACAUGAUAACAUCCAGAACACUCCUAAUACUACUUGUGUUUUUUGGGAUAUGAACAAGAACAGAGGCCAAGGUGGAUGGAAUACAACUGGUUGCUAUGCACUUCCAGAGUCAAAUGAGAAUGAGACUGUCUGUCUCUGCAAUCAUCUUACACAUUUUGGUGUAUUGAUGGAUUUGCCAAGAACAGCUUCACAAAUAGAUUCUGUAAAUACCAAAGUCCUCACUUUCAUAACAUAUAUUGGUUGUGGAAUAUCGGCCAUAUUUUCUGCUGCAACUCUUCUGACAUACAUUGCUUUUGAAAAACUGCGAAGAGAUUAUCCUUCUAAAAUCCUAAUGAAUUUGAGCACAGCUUUGCUAUGCUUAAAUCUGGUCUUUCUCCUUGAUGGUUGGAUUGCAUCAUUUGACAUAGAUGGCCUCUGUGUAGCUAUUGCCGCUCUCCUGCAUUACUUUCUUCUGGCAACUUUCACCUGGAUGGCCCUUGAAGCUGUUCAUAUGUAUAUAGCUCUAGUAAAAGUGUUCAAUACUUACAUUCGACGAUACAUAUUAAAAUUUUGUGUUAUUGGUUGGGGUUUACCAGCAUUGGUGGUGAUUAUUAUUCUAGCAAGCACCCAUGCAAAUACAAAUAAUAUUUACAACAACAUUCUGGAUGACAAAAAUAAUAAGGAACAAGGUGGAGAUAACUUCUGCUGGAUUAAAAGCACGGUUGUAUUUUACGUGACUUGUGUUGGCUACUUUGGAAUCAUGUUCCUCAUGAACAUUGCCAUGUUUGUUGUGGUGAUGAUGCAAAUAUGUGGACGAAAUGGCAAACGGACCAAUAGGACUAUGCGGGAAGAGAUCCUGAGGAACCUUCGUAGUGUUAUUAGCCUGACCUUCCUCUUAGGCAUGACUUGGGGUUUUGCUUUUUUUGCCUGGGGGCCAGUAUAUCUUCCUUUUGUGUAUCUCUUCUGUAUUACCAACUCAUUGCAAGGUUUAUUUAUAUUUAUAUUCCACUGUGCAAUGAAAGAAAAUGUACAAAAGCAAUGGAGAAGGCAUCUAUGUUGUGGACGAUUCAGGCUGGCGGAUAACUCAGACUGGAGUAAAACAGCAACUAAUAUAAUAAAGAAGAGUUCAGACAAUCUGGGAAAAUCCUUAUCUUCCAGUUCUAUUGGUUCCAAUUCAACAUAUCUGACUUCAAAAUCCAAAUCCACAUCAAACACCUACCAUAAAAGGAACAGCCAUUCUGACAAUGUUUUUCUUGACAAGCCUUCAACAAAAUACAUCCAAGUGGACAUGGAACAGACGUCAAUCAUCCCAGUUCACCAAGUCAUUGACAAAGUGAAAGGUUACUACAAUACUCAGUCAGACAAUUUCUAUAGAAACAUGAUCAUGUCAGACUCCCUGAGCCACAGUACAAAAUUCUGAGUAUCUGGAUAUCUGGAAGAAGAGAAAUCAACAAACAGAAUGAAGAUUAUUAAGAUUAUUAAGUGUUGAACUUGGUGACUGGCUGAAGAUACAGACUCUGCUAAAGUGUUGUGCUUUAUCCAGUUAUAUAAGUUGUUCAGCUACCUGUAUCUUACUUGGAGAAACAGAACAUCUAAUUAAUUCUCUCCACUGACACAGUAUUGAUGCUGGUGUUCUCUCAUCAACAGUUCUCAAGCAUCUAUCAGUGACAUGUUUAUUAAUCCCAUCUAUAAUCUUGCAAAAUUAAGAAUCUUGAAAAGCCCAAAACUAAAGCUUGUAGCUUCCAAAUAUAUUUUCAAAUCAUGCUAUUAAGAUGUUACAUCAACCCAAGUGUUCUUCUCUGUGUGUGUCUGUGUGUAUAUGUAGCCUUACACAGGGAGAGCUAUCCAAUUGUGCUUGUUCACAGGUAUAAUGGAUCCCCUUGUUUCAUAUGACCAAAUCUACUCUGUAAAGAGGGAUGAUAGCCUAUUCUGCUUGUGGCAUAAGCAGAAGUCUGCUUCUGCAAUGCUGGAGAAGUCAUGGGAGAUUUUAUAGAUUUUUUUUUUCCUACGAACAAGGCAAGGGAAAGCUAUUUUUAGUGAAUUUAUAUUUUUUUGUGCCUGAUUACAGAAACCAAAAGUGUUUCAAAGAUUAUUGUACGCUUGAUCUUAACUCUUACUUGCAAACUCUGGGCCAUAUUUAUUAUUUUGUUAUUUUUUAAUGGCAGAAGUAUUAAAGCAGGGGCCUUCAAACUUGGCCCUUUUAUGACUUGUGGACUUCAACUCCCAAAGUUCCUCAGCCAGCAUGCCUGGGUGAGGAAUUCUGGGAGUUAAAGUCCACAAGCCAUAAAAGGGCCAACUUUGAAGACCCCUGUAUUAAAGUGUGCUUCUUUGAUAUUGGAAGAGCUUAACAAAGUGUUUUGUGUUAACUUGAAAGUUUGCCUAGUUAUAGACCAAAAGAAAGUGAGCAGUUGAAUAUAUCACGAUUGCUAUGCAUCUUUAUCAUGAUCAAAGAAUAGAAAUUCUGAAUCAACCCAAUAUUAUAAAUAAACUUCCAUCAGUUUUUCCUAAUUUGCUUUAUUUUCACAUCCUUAGAUAGAUAGAAUUGCAGCCUGGAACAUGGAAGUUUUCCAUUGAUUUAUGCCUUAAGAGCAGUGUUUAUUAACCUGUACAAAUCAAGAUGCUAUCAAUUCUUACACCUUUUCCCCAGAUAGUUCUUUUCCAAGAUGUGUAUUGAAAUAUACCUAAGAAGAAAUCUUUAUAAUUUCAGAUACACACAGCUGCUGAAACAAUUAAGAUACUCAUGUAAGCAUAAUGGUAAUGCCAUCUAUGCAUCCCUUCAUACAAUAUUUUGAAUUACAGAUUAUAGUAAUUAUAUACUCUGUAGCACCUCUAUUUAGAUUUACUAAAGUCAGUAUGCCUCAUCUUUAAAGGAAAGGGUGUUAUAUUCAUUGUUUACAAAUAUAAAUUCUCUUUGAAUGAAAUUAAUCAAAAAUUAUAUGCUAAUUAUAAAACUAUUUUUUCACUUGCUCAAUUCUUUAAUAACUUUCUGUGUGUGCUACUUUAUUUAAUCGCCCAGUAAUAUAUAGCAGAAUCUCCAGUAUGUCUUCUUAGAAGUAAUUCCAACUGAAUACCUGGAGGCUUACUUUAAGGAAAAUUAGUACAGAAUUACAGCUGCAAAUUUGACCACUGACAAGUCAUAGGAUUCUCUCCCUAUUUCUAUUAAAAUACUUUCUGCAUGUUUAUUUUCAAAAUACAUUUCAACUUUAUCUGUAUUAUAGCUGUUGAACAACUACAAUUUAUUAAUUUGCACCAUCAGAAUUGUCAAACUAAGUUGCUCUAUUACUAAAGUUGCUUGAGUUCAAACUAUUUAAUUUGUUUUAUAAUCCCUAAAAGGAAUUAUUUAUCACAGGUUAAGAAUUUAACUUAAUAUGAGUGAAUGAUUCCUUAUGACAUCAAAUUAUAUCAGAGUCUGAUGGGAUCAAACAGCUUUACUAAGAAUGUUUUGCUCAUAUGUGCUUUCUAAAAACUUAGUAAGUUUAUGUUUCUUAAUAGAUUUCAGAAAAUAGCUUAUGUAACAUUUAUUUUGGAUAAAAAUAUUCAAAAUGAGAAGGGAAAAUGUAUGUCUGUAUAUGGUAAUUGGAAGUAAAUAAUAUUAAAAUGGUAAAUAGGGCUUUAAUUAGGAAAAUUGUAAUAGUUUUGUUUUCCCUUAAGAUGUUUUUUUCUGACCAGAUUAAUGUGAAAUAUGCCUAUAUUUUUGCCAAAUAAGAAUAUUCUUUGCAUUUACUACCAUGUAGUAAUCCUUAAAAAAUUAUUUCAGAUAGUUUUUCCAGUGCUCUUCUUUUAUCAUAUCAUCUUUCUGUAUAAAUAUUUGAUUUUCUUAUCAGCAAAAUUUAACUUCCUUUGUAUAUAUUUAUUUAUUUCUGAGGUUCAAAAUAUGCAAGCAUAUUUUAGCUGCACACUAGCAGUAUUUGUAAUUAUAUGCAAACCUUAAGUGAUAGGGAGAUGUGUGUGUGUGUGUGUGUGUGUGUGUGUGAAUAUUGCAUGUUGGAUUUGCUAUGUGUAUAGUUUAUUGGGUAAACUUUUGUUUAUGACGGAAAUGCCGAUAUAAUUUCAAACAUUAGUUUUUAGGGACUAGUGAUACAAUUUAUAGAAACAUUGUAACAUCAAUAGUCUAAGUCAUUAAAAAAAUGUAAAUUGUAA